AUGGGUGGAGAAAUACUCACUUUACAAGCAGGCCAAUGUGGUAAUCAGGUUGGAGAACAGUUUUGGUCGCAGAUUUGCUCAGAACACGGCAUAAACAGCGAUGGAACUACCGACGAGUCUUAUCUCAGCCGUCCUAGGAACGAUCGUCCCGACAUAUUUUUUCAGAGAAAUGCUAGCAACAAGAGUUUCACACCAAGAGCCAUUCUCAUUGACUUGGAGCCAAAGGUCAUUGGAAAGAUUGCAGAAAGGUACGACGGCCUUUUCAACCCCAAAAAUAUCUUUAUGGCGUCUGAUGGUGGCGGGGCUGCCAACCGAUGGGCGGACGGGUACUUGCACGGCAAGAAGAACCUUGAGACGGUAUUGGAUAUAAUUGACAGGGAGCUGGAUGGAUGCGAUAAUCUUGAAGGUUUCCAGCUGCUCCAUUCCAUUGGCGGAGGCACUGGUUCAGGGUUUGGGUCGUUGCUAUUGGAGACUUUAAGCGACCGGUACAGCAAGAAGUUGAUACAGACGUACUCUGUGUUUGAUCGCUCAGGAAUCGUCGUGAAUCCGUACAACAGCAUAUUGACGUUGAAAAGGUUGAUCCAGAACUCAGACGCCAAUGUUGUUUUCAACAACAACUCUCUAUUAUCGAUUGCUCCCGAAAACCAACAGAUCGACGGCCCGUCUUUCGACAACAUAAACAAGCUCAUCUCAACCGUCAUGUCAGCUUCGACUAACACUUUGAGGUUCCCGUCAUACUCUUACAACUCUCUCACGAGCAUAAUAUCCACGCUGAUACCGACUCCCGACUUACACUUCAUCACUGCGAGCUACACGCCAUAUACGUUAGACUACGGAAAUUACACAGGAAAAGACAUCCGCAGAAGCACCUCUUACGACGUGAUUUUGGAGUUGCUCGAUAAGAAGUCUAACAUGUUCUGCACUGGCCAGAAAGAGGAUAAGGUGUUGGCCAUGAUGGAUGUGAUCAUCGGGUCCAAAGCACCGAUGGACAACAAGCACAAUGCGUCCAUCCAAAAGGCGUUGAUCAAGGCACGAUCUCGUAUCAACUUUGCGCCCUGGACCCCUUCGACAAUCCAUCUUGCAAUGGGCCAACGUUCGUCCUUCAGUACGGUACCGAAAGACAUCGUCAGUGGACUCAUGCUUUCUAAUUCGACCUCUGUUCUACAUGUUUUGCGGGGCAUCACCAACGACUACGACCGCUUGCGGAAAAAGAGUGCGUUCAUGAACACCUAUCUGAAGAGUGACUACGACCAGGAAUGCGGAGACAUCAUGCAGGAGUUCCAGGAGUGUAGAGAAAUUGUCGAAGCCCUCAUGGGUGAGUACCGUGCCAGCGAAACCUUGGCUUACAUGGAAGGAGGGGACGAUGACGAGGACGAGGACGAUGACGAGGAUCAGGACGGGGAAAAUAUGUCCCACGGCGGCGAUGAGGUCCUGAUGAGUGACGUCCACGACCCCGACCAUGACGUUGUCAUGGAGUAG
Pichia membranifaciens NRRL Y-2026 is the source of this 1479-nucleotide messenger RNA. RefSeq lists its product as hypothetical. The record is from RefSeq and is a predicted model, not a curated record. Gene Ontology annotation, molecular function: GTP binding; structural constituent of cytoskeleton. Bases 1 to 1479 code for a protein of 492 amino acids. NCBI's taxonomy places the organism in Eukaryota, Fungi, Ascomycota, Pichiomycetes, Pichiales, Pichiaceae. Gene Ontology annotation, cellular component: nucleus; centrosome; cytoplasm. The transcript has 2 exons. Gene Ontology annotation, biological process: mitotic cell cycle; mitotic spindle organization; microtubule nucleation.